Molecule: messenger RNA, 547 nt
Organism: Saccostrea echinata
Lineage: Eukaryota; Metazoa; Mollusca; Bivalvia; Ostreida; Ostreidae
Exons: 4
Coding region: 23-400 (125 amino acids)
Source: RefSeq, a predicted model, not a curated record
UCACAAUAAGGGAACAGAAACAAUGAAAUUUUUGAAGUCUUUCAGGAUUUUUAGCUAUUCGGCUUCUAAACUUGCGAUAAUGCCUGCUUUACUUCAUCCUCUGUAUGAAUUUCUGAACUGCAGUGAACCAGAAGUAUCCCUUUGGGAUGUUGUUUCACUAGCAGAUUUUGCAGGUUGUGAUAGAGAUACAAAGUGUUCAAACCCAUUCGACAUCAGGAUCAUCAUUGGACUGGUGUCUCUCGUAUUAAUGGAGCUGGCGUAUCUUUGGCUGAUGUAUUUUGAAUUCAGAAAGGCUCCACCCGUCAAGGGACGAGGCUUGCAAGACCCGGGGAUACAUGUAAGCUGGGUUGAAAGUGACGUCAGUGCAAGUACAAGUCCAGACCUAGAAAUCAACUUGUAAAUGGAGUAAAUAUCUGCAAACCAACAUGUAAAUGGAGAUUCCAAAAAAUCAACCUGUAACUGGAGUAAAUUGGAGUCCUGGCAGAAAAUAACAUUAUAUUAAACAUCAAAAUUGUAUGAAAAUCUGUAAUUAAAAGUUAUAUACGUA